Sinocyclocheilus anshuiensis is the source of this 2964-nucleotide messenger RNA. Its product is annotated as BAG family molecular chaperone regulator 4-like. Gene Ontology annotation, biological process: protein stabilization. The transcript has 5 exons. NCBI's taxonomy places the organism in Eukaryota, Metazoa, Chordata, Actinopteri, Cypriniformes, Cyprinidae. The record is from RefSeq and is a predicted model, not a curated record. Gene Ontology annotation, molecular function: protein-folding chaperone binding; adenyl-nucleotide exchange factor activity. Bases 281 to 1474 code for a protein of 397 amino acids. Gene Ontology annotation, cellular component: cytoplasm; membrane; cytosol.
GGCGUCACCGCAGUACUCAUCUCCUAUUGGCCAGCUGAACUGUCAGUCAAGUCGCGUCGGCUGGCGAGCUGAGCUGCAUGACAGCGCCGUUCUCAGCAGUGUGUGUACCAGACAAAAUGGGAAAUAAUAUAUCCAGUUGACGCACUAUAGCUACAGCAUUUAGUGAAACGUGGCGGGAGAUCAUUAGAGACCGGUUUUGAGAAGAUCUCUUCCAUUCUAAACCAAGCUGUGGCUGACGGAAGUGAACUUAGGACGGAAAGAGUUAGUGGUUUAGUCACGAAUGGCUUUCGACUCCGUUGGCGGCGACCGCGGCGGAGGUGAGGCUGCGUGGAUCAUGCAUCAGCAGAUGCAGUCUGACCCCAAGUCUUCCUGGCCUUCCAGCUACAACUCAGACAACAAUAACUGGAACAACGGCAUGGAUUCUCAGUAUUCCGGCUACUCUAAUUAUUGGUAUCCCCAGUCGCACACGGCGGGACCUUAUGGAAGCACAUACCCCCCUGGAACAGAGGUCAACGGACAGGCCUCAUACAAUCCCCAGGCAAUGUCAGGCUAUUCCAAUGGGGUGUACAAUCCAGGACAGUACUCCUCGAGUAUGCUACAUCCCUCCAACCCCUUCUACUGCAGUGACCAGGUUCCUUCAAGACAGCCUCAGUAUCACAGCCAGACCUGCCCUGAACAAAAUGCGGGGGGUUCAGCUCCUCCCCCCUACCCCGUUCCUCACUGCCAAGGGGCUCCUGGCUACCCAGCAGGAUCUUACCCACACUAUGGAGAAGGGUGCAUUUCGAAUGCCCCCUACCUCAACCAGCAGCCCAUGCUCUCAAGACCCCAGCACGAGGCCUGGUCCCAUUCUGGAGGGUACGGGCCCACACCGCCCCAACAGCAGUGGCCGUCCAAUACUCAGACACCCCAUGGCCACUAUAACCAUGUACAACCGCCUUACCCUCCACCGUGGCAAGGACCUGCACCACCUCCAUAUGAGCACAAGGAUCUACCAUAUCACAGUCAGCCUCAUAUCCACCCUCGAAACCAGCAUCCAGGCUCCAAACCACGAGUCAGCACUCCAAACCCAACUCCACCUCCGCCCAAUGCCGCCCAGUUCAGCGCUCCGCCUCAAAUCUACAACAAGGCUCCCUCCGGAGGUGCAGGACCUGAGCCCAAACCAGCCCAGAAUGAACAACCUCCAACGUCUUCCCACCAAGGAUCGUCCACUCCAGCCCCAUUAAGCGAUAAUCCCAGCCUGGCUCGAGUUCAGCAGGUUCUGGCCAGAGUUCAGCUCCUCCAAGAGGACGUGGAUGAGUUUGUGGGGAAAAAGACAGACAAGAGCUACCGGUGCCUGGAGGAACAUUUAACAAAAGAGCUGCUGGAAUUGGACUCGGUGGAGACCAACGGACAGGACAACGUUCGACAGGCUCGCAAAGAAGCCGUUCAGAGGAUCCAGGCCAUCUUGGACCGCCUUGAGAAAAAGGCUUUCUAAUAACAGAGUGGUUGUUCUUUUCUUUUCUUCUUCUUUUUAAUGAUAUCUCCUCAUGAUAACAGAUUAGGAUUUUCACAGUUUGUCAGUUAGUUUGCCAGCAUUAACUUUGUGGUGUUUUUGGGUUGUGUACCUUAUUGAUGGUAAUGUAUUAGUAGAAAUACAGGUGCAAAAUGUCCUAAUCAUUGCAGUGCCAUACUCAAACCAGCCUUCUGCCAUCCAGCAAAGAGCAGCGGCAGUCUGACAUCUGCACAGAAUUAAACAUAAGUCUCAUUGCAUAACACCAUCUUAAGACCUUCGUUGUUUUUUUGUUUCGUUUUUUCUUGAGUCUAGGCAGACUGAAAGGAUAAAACAGAGCUAAUUCAACCACAUUUUAAUACUUCCAGGGGUUUUUGGUAGCACAACUUUCAAGACCAGUGCUUUUUGCACUGGGAAUGUUGUUUAGCACUGCUGUUAUUCCAAUACUUUCUUGAUUAUUUUGUAAAAUAUCUUGAUCUAUAAAUAAAAGAAGGUCAGUUUUUUGUAACUCACUCCGUUUAAUUUCAUCCAUUUUCUAUUGGAUUUUGUAUUAGUUUCAUCACUGGUUUUAUUCAGUCACCUUCUUCAUGGAAAUGUAUGAAUAAAGGUGCAAUCACAUUUGCCACGUUUCGCCAUCAAAAAGGUUUUCCGCUGUUAAUAGUGAAGCAAUUCAUGAAACACCGCUCACACAAAAGUCACUUUCAAACCAAGCAGCUUUCUCUUGAUUAAUGAGAUUCCUAUUAAAAUUAUUGGAUUUCACUUGCAAAAUUUUGCAAUGUUAAAUGUACCUGCACCUUAACUGAUUACACAGUUUUCGAUUUAGAGCAUGGUUCGGUCUUGUCCAAACUGAAUGUUACAAACCCACAGCUUGGACGGAUCUCAGACCAGCUGCUAUUGGAUCCAUAGUUCCUGUCCCGCUACUCUUUUUCCAGGCCGCAUCUGGAUUUUAAAGACCCCUUGAAAUUCUUAAAAUCAAAAAUGGUGUUUUGUGGGUUUUAGACCUUAUCGGUUAGCUUUGAGACCAUCUACAUGCUAGUAUGCUAUUAAAAGUUGACAAACCUUCAGUACCACCUGCCUCCAACAAGCAAUAGCUAGUAGCAAAUCAUGGUUUUCCUAGGCUGCGAUGUAAACCGUUUAUAAAAAGACAAGCCCUUUGAUAUGUUUUGCCCCAACUUCUUGUUUCAAUAUUAAAGAAAUUGCUUUCAUCAAACCAUUUCACAUGGUCUUUAAAGUUCAAUGAAGCCUACACUUCAUCUGCCGUGGUCACUUCCUUUGAUUGUGCACCUGCAUCUCAGUUCACCUUUUAGUAGAGGCCUUGGUGUUAACAUGAUUGUUUACAUCCUGCAGUUCGGAGAACUUUUAGCUAUUGUUCAUUUUCUUUCCUUUGUUUGUGAGACUACUGAUCUGUAGCUGAUUCAACGCAUCUGCGUCAGAGUUCAGGUGGCAGUAGCCAUAUACAGACCGUAUAUAGUCAA